AUGCCUGGAGCUUGCGCCCGUGGCCCCGCCGCGGCCGCCGGGGACGCUUGGCUGCGGCUGGCGCGGCUGGCGCUGGUCCUGCUGGGCUGGGUCUCCUCGUCGUCCCUCCCCUCCUCGGCGACCUCGUCUGCCUCCUCGGGGUCCUUAGGGGCUGUGUCCGCGCAGCCCCCGCUGCCAAGCCAAUGCCCCCCGCCCUGCGAGUGCUCCGAGGCGGCGCGCACCGUCAAGUGCGUGAACCGCAACCUGAGCGAGGUGCCCGCGGACCUGCCCGCCUACGUGCGCACCCUCUUCCUCACGGGCAACCAGCUGGGCGCGCUGCCCGCCGGCGCCUUCGCCCGCCGCCCGCCGCUGGCCGAGCUGGCCGCGCUCAACCUCAGCGGCAGCCGCCUGCAGGAGGUGCGCGCCCGCGCCUUCGAGCACCUGCCCAGCCUGCGCCAGCUGGACCUCAGCCACAACCCGCUGGCCUAUCUCAGCCCCGCGGCCUUCGCGGGCAUCACCAACGCCAGCGCCUCCUCGCCCCCCGGGCCCCUGGUGGAGCUGUUCCUGAACCACAUCGUGCCCCCCGAUGACGACGAGCGCCACGCCAACCGCAGCUUCGAGGGGAUGGUGGCGGCCGCCCUGCGAGCCGGCGGCCAGGCGCUGCGCGGGCUCCGCCGCCUGGAGCUGGCCAGCAACGCCUUGGUCUACCUGCCCCAGGAUGUCCUGGCCCAGCUGCCCAGCCUCAGGCACCUGGACCUGCGCAACAACUCGCUGGUGAGCCUGACCUACCUGUCCUUCCGCAACCUGACGCACCUGGAGAGCCUCCACCUGGAAGACAAUGCCCUCAAGGCCCUGCACAACGGCACGCUGGCAGAGUGGCAGGGCCUACCCCAGGUCAGGGUCUUCCUGGACAACAACCCCUGGGUCUGCGACUGCCACAUGGGGGACAUGGUGGCCUGGCUCAAGGAGACAGAGGUGGUGCAGGGAAAAGCCAGGCUCACCUGUGCGUUCCCGGAGAAAAUGAGGAACCGGGUCCUUCUGGAACUCAACAGCUCCGACCUGGACUGUGAUCCUAUCCUCCCUCCGUCCCUGCAGACUUCCUAUGUCUUCCUCGGUAUCGUGUUAGCCCUGAUCGGUGCCAUUUUCCUACUGGUUUUGUAUUUGAACCGCAAGGGGAUAAAAAAAUGGAUGCAUAACAUCAGAGAUGCCUGCAGGGAUCACAUGGAAGGUUAUCAUUACAGAUACGAGAUCAACGCGGACCCCAGGUUAACCAACCUCAGUUCUAACUCGGAUGUCUGA
This is a messenger RNA of Pipistrellus nathusii (Nathusius's pipistrelle), 1278 nucleotides long. NCBI's taxonomy places the organism in Eukaryota, Metazoa, Chordata, Mammalia, Chiroptera, Vespertilionidae. The record is from the annotation of a GenBank genome assembly.